UGAGAGGAAGAAAUACGCCCGCGUACCCAGGUGGGGCGGAUCACACAUGACUGGCACAGCUAGUAGCUAACAAAAUAAAAUAAGAACCUUAGUUAGCUUUCUAGCUAAUCGACCAUGGAGGACCUACCUGCAGAUAUCAAAGCUUUCCUUCUGAAUCACCCAUUUUUUGAACUUACGGACGACGGCAAAAAGAUAAAAUGCGUACUCAAUGGACAUGAUUGUCCUUGCAACCUCACAGAGCUCCAGAACUUCACCAAAGGGAAGAAAUAUCAGAAAAUGUGUUCUACUGCAGGGUUCAACUAUAGUCAAUAUGAACCACAUGUUGUGCCCAGCUCGAAGCAACCCAAUCAUCUCUUCUGCAAGUUGACGCUUAGACACAUCAAUCGCCUGCCACACCAUGUCUUACAGCAUGUCAAUGGGAAGCGGUUCCAAAAAGCAAAGAAGGAAUAUGAAGAGUGUGUGCAACAGGGGGUGGAGUACAUGCCAGCCAGCCUCCGACAGAAGAAGCCCAGAGAUAGAGAGAAAGAUGGGGAGAGGGGGCGCAACUUCCAGCGUGGGAAUGGAGCGUGGGCUCCUGACUCCAGCGAUGAGGGAGGCAGUGACUCCGAGGACAGCAUGAGUGACCUGUACCCAUCCACUUUAUUCUCUCUGAAAAAGGAGACCGAGGGUAUGGAGGAGGAAAAAGAUGCCUUUAAAACAGAUGAUGAGGAGGAGAUGGAGAUUGAUAAACAGGCGCCACAGAAACGCAAGAAGGUCAGAUGGCUUAACCCUCAUGGAACUUUUUUUUUCACUAGUAGUGUUGAUCAGUGUUCCAAGCAAACAGGUCUGCAUGUGGUUGUUGUAUUACUGUAAUUAGUAGCACCGCUCUUUUUGCAUCUU
Molecule: messenger RNA, 879 nt
Organism: Salvelinus fontinalis (brook trout)
Lineage: Eukaryota; Metazoa; Chordata; Actinopteri; Salmoniformes; Salmonidae
Gene: surf2
Product: surfeit 2
Exons: 5
Coding region: 115-852 (245 amino acids)
Source: RefSeq, a predicted model, not a curated record